AAAUCUGAUGUUCCGCGGCGAGCCGCGGUCGCUGCCAAUUUGGCUCGUCGACGCCGACGAUGUGUCUCGAGUCGAGCCGCUGGCGCCAGCGCUGACGGCCCGGAUGCAUCUCAACAACCUCCAGAGCGCGCCCGAGAUCCUCGAGAUUGGCUGCCUCCUCGUGCUGUGGGGCCUGCCUGUCGACCUCGUCAACGCCAUCCUCGACACCGCCGGCGCCGUCCUCGAGUGCCGAGAAGAGUCCGACGCGACGCUCUAUGGGCGCGCACCGCUCAACUUGGAGUGCUUGCGGCUAGACGUGCCAGCGAUGGACUGCGAUGGCCUCGAGAUCCUUCGCCCCGUCGCCGUCAUCCUCGAGACUGUCUCGCGCGACCAAGGGUGGGCCUCGGAUGCGCCAGAGCUCAACAACUCGUACGUGGGCUGCCACAGCUGGAUCGAGUACCACGUGCAAAAUGUGCUGGGCCACGACCUCGUUCGGACGUCCUGCGCCAACUUCCGGGCGUGCGAGCACUACCACCGGCACCUCACGUACGUCACAGCGCACGACGUGCUAUCGCUUGUCGCGCCCGGUACCUCGAUUGCGCUGCGCCUGCGGGCGCAGUACGGUGGCUGGAGCAACCAUAUUCAGUACGCUCGCAUCUCGGUAGUCGCGUCAGUGGCCUUGCGCGAAGACGUCGACGCCCGGGCCGUCCUCGCUGCGGUGACGUUAAACCGACCGCCUUUUACUGUCGACGCCCCGGCAUCGUCUGCAUGUGUGCUGAUGUGAGCUAUCAAGUAGUCCAUAGCUUAUUAACGCGUUCAAGUCCGUC
Molecule: messenger RNA, 806 nt
Organism: Saprolegnia parasitica CBS 223.65
Lineage: Eukaryota; Oomycota; Saprolegniomycetes; Saprolegniales; Saprolegniaceae
Exons: 1
Coding region: 8-763 (251 amino acids)
Source: RefSeq, a predicted model, not a curated record